This is a messenger RNA of Symbiodinium necroappetens, 217 nucleotides long. NCBI's taxonomy places the organism in Eukaryota, Dinophyceae, Suessiales, Symbiodiniaceae. The record is from the annotation of a GenBank genome assembly.
AUGACGUCUGCGGUGGCGCUGUUCCUGGCCGGCGCGGAUUUCGAUGAAGCGGAUCUCCCGGCUGGUUUGGAGAUGCGGCUGAACACCUUGAACGACAGCGACGAAGAACCUUCGCCAGAGCCAGUGCCCAGCGGCGUGGUCGGCGAGGCCUGGGUGGAUGCCGAGGCUUCGCAGAUUGCAGAGGGUCCGGUGGGCAGGGUGGGGGCCUUUGAGAUGG